Molecule: messenger RNA, 2742 nt
Organism: Closterium sp. NIES-65
Lineage: Eukaryota; Viridiplantae; Streptophyta; Zygnematophyceae; Desmidiales; Closteriaceae
Source: the annotation of a GenBank genome assembly
AUGUCUCUAGCGCUGCGCCACGUGCCAUGGGCCUCGUGGGAGGAGUGGGAGGCGGUGAGGUCGAGCCUGCUGGGCCCCGCCGCUACGCGCGAAUCGAUAUCUUUCGGGAUCGACCGGGUGGCAGCAUGGCAGAUCAGGGGCCGGGUUCCGGCCUCUGUGGACGUGACAGCUGGCAUGCUUGCCGUGAAGCUGCAGGACCCGGACCUCUGGCCCCCCAACGCGGUGCCUCCGCUCCCUCCAUUCGUGCUCCGCCAAUCAUAUGCUGCUGUCAUUAUCAGUAUUGAAUCUCCCCGUGCACCUGCUUCCUUUCCUUCCAAUUCCCGUCCCCAUUCCCCUUCUCAUUACCCUUCCGCUCCCCCUUCCGCUCCCCCUUCCCCUCCCCUUUCUCCUUCCCCUCCCCUUUCUCCUUCCCCUCCCCUUUCUCCUUCCCCUCCCCUUUCUCCUUCCCCUCCCCUUUCUCCUUCCCCGUUCCCCUCCCCAGCGCUGGCCCACAAUCGCCUGCUGCAGUUGCCGGUGCUGCGACUGGCUGUCACUCAGGCCCUGGGGUGGCUCGUGAGCAACUAUUGGAGCAGGCAGGCUGCUAUGCUGGCGGCGAGCAGCGAGGAUGCGGAGGGCAAGUUCUCCUCCUUCAGACGACUCAUUGUCUGUUACCACCACCACUGCCCGCUCUGCUGCCCACGCUCUCAUUCUCAUUCUGCCCCUUCCCCUUCCCCCUUGUUCUCACCCCAGGCUCUUGGUUGGCUCGUGAGCAACUACUGGAGCAGACAGGCGGCCAUGCUGGCGGCAAGCAGCGAGGAUGCGGAGGGCAAGUUCUCCUCCUUCAGGCGACUCUCUGCCACCACCAACACUGCUGCUGCCCGCGCUAAUGCCAAUGCUAAUGCUAAGCGCAGCUUUCCUGCCAGCCCCAAACCUGCUGCUGCCGGUGAUGCUGCUGCUGCUGCUGCUGGUGGUGGUGAUGCUGGUGCUGCUGCUGAUUCUGCUGCUGCUGACUCUGCUGCUGCGACGUUGGCGUUCGCAGCAGCGUCUGAGCCUGAUGAUUCGAUUAUGGUGGGGAAGCACAUGCAGCACCCGGCCAGGCAGAGGAACGCGCAGUUGAGAGAGUUACGGAGGUGUGCAGAGCGGUCCAUGGGCGAUUUCGCCGCUCUGCUGCUGAGGCAGCUUAGGAGAGUCGUGAAUGCUGCUUAUAGCGCGGAUAAGGGUGGUUUUGGCGGUGUGGGUGAGGAAAGUGGGGCACAAACGGGGGGAGGAGGGGGAGGGGAAAGAGGGGAAGAUUUGGAAGGGUUAGAAGAGGCGGUUUGGGAGGUGUUGGAUCAUAUAAGAGGGUUACCAGCUGCGUUACUGUCACAUAUAGUGAAUGAGCUUAUAGCGGUGGUUGUGAGGGGCGGGAGCAGGGGGGUGGGUGGUGAGGGGAAUGAGGUGUGGACGGGUGGUGAGAGGAUGUGUGAGGGGAUGGGUGGUGGGGGAGAGGAUAGGGAGGGGGUGAGAGGGGAAGGGGGAUGGAGGGAUGAGGAGGAGUGGAGGGAGAUUAUGCAGUGUUUGGAGUGGACCUCAUCACACGACUCGUCCCCAUCGCACGGCAAGUGGUUCCCUCUGCCUCUCCUCGCCCGCUGCGCCACGCGCUGCCUGCACGCCCUCCCCUCCUGUCCCCGCCUGCCACAUGUGCUUGCUGACGUGGCACUUGCACUCGCUGACCGGAUGAUCCAGAAGGAAGAAGAGGAGGGGGACGAGCGGAAGGGGAAGGGUGGAUGUGGAGGAGAUGGGUCUCAGGGAGGUAGAUCUGGUGGAGGCAAGAGUAAAGGAGGGGGGGAGGGGACGAAAAGGAGCAAAGGGAGGGGGGCGGAGAUGAGCUGGCGCAUUCAGCAGCUAGUGAGGCACGGGUUGGUGGAGUGGUGGGAGGAGAGAGGGGCAGCAGGUCCUGCUGCUGGCUCUGCUGGUUACCCUACUAUCGCGCCUGGUGUGGUUACAUGUGACGGUGGUGGGGUAGCAGCAGCGGGUGCAUUUCCUGUUUCCUGGUUGGGUCAUUCGCAACGGUUGAGAGAGAUUCUGGUGACGAGCGGUGACGUGCUUAUGGCGAGCGGUGCGUUAGAGGGGGAUUUGCUCGCAGACAAUGCACUGGAAGUGUGGGGUGGAGGGGGGUUCAUGGGUGACGUGAGUAUGAGUCCGGAUGAGAGAGAGUGGGAGAUUAAUGGGGUUAGGGGGGUUAGAGGGGAAGGGGACGAUGCAGAAAUAGUGGAAAACGGAGGAGAGGUGGUAUCUGGUGCUGCUUUUGGUAGUGGUGCUGGUGGUGCUGGUACUGGUGAGGAGAUGAGUGCGAUAGCUCACUUGGAGCAGGCUGCAAGGACUGCAUUGUUGGGAAAAGCAGCAGCAUCAGUGGCAGGGGCAAAGAUAUCCGGUGCAGCAACGCUAACAGGUGAACAAGCGGAGGCAGAGGCAGAUGGGGCCGAGGCCCUUGAGGCGAGUAAAGGAGCUGAUUGUAGCGGGGAUGGGGCCGGAGAGGCUGUUGAAGGAGAGGUAAAGAUGGGCGAGGGAGGCGGAGCAGGAGGGGGAGGAGAGUGGGGUGGGCGGGCCGGAGAGGGCGUUGGAGGCGAGGCUGAGGAAGGUGAGGGCCUGCUUGCCCUGGCAGAAGGCGGGGAUGGGACCUGUGGGGUGGGGGGAUCAACAAGGAGAGAAGAGACAAGGGGAGGAAGAAACAGAGUCGUUGUAAGAUGCAUUGAGGAUUGGAACCUGUGGGAUGGGGGAUGA